Molecule: messenger RNA, 1439 nt
Organism: Macrobrachium nipponense
Lineage: Eukaryota; Metazoa; Arthropoda; Malacostraca; Decapoda; Palaemonidae
Exons: 5
Coding region: 576-1280 (234 amino acids)
Source: RefSeq, a predicted model, not a curated record
CCGUCACCAUUUACACUUGGAGGGAGCGUAGCACGCAGGGAAUUAUCCUUUUGAUUGUAAGUUAUAUGAUUUGCUUCAGGGAUGAGGGAGCUUGCAGGAUUCUCCUAUCUUCGACCGGAAGAUGAAAUCCUCUGCUCCUAAUUGUAUUUUUUUUUUUUUUUUUUUUGUCGUGCGGUCUAGUUGAGUUAACGAGCUUCAAGUCGUACCAACUCACAUUCUUUUAGUUAAAAAUACACAGGAAACAGAAACCAAAUAGCACAGUAGUAUGUUGCCGACGUCUUUUUCCUUCCCUUCGAGUUGCAUCAUAGAAAGACAGAUUUCAUUAACUACGUCAUUUUUUUUUUUUACAUCCUCAGGAAACGGCCAAAAGGGUUUAGACACUGGCUGAUAAGAGAUAGAGACCGACUUGCUUUUGUGACAGAUAGGCACGUUCCUUGGCCUCCAUUUCGACCAACCGAACACUUCGCCGCGGGUUGUUGUGGCGAGAUUUUGAUCAGUGAAUUAUUAUCAGCUUUAUUUACACUGCUGACUUAGACAUUUGCAGGAAGCCGAAUUUUGUUAGUAAUUCAGUGACCAUGAAGAAGAAGCAACUUCUGUUAUCAGCCGUCAUCCCUCUGGCUUUGGGAGUCUUCUCAGUGACUUUGGCGAACACCAGCUCAGUAACGUAUGGCGACAGGAUCGGGCCUUUUAGCCUUCCAGACACCGAGAAUGUAGAAAUUUGGUACAGAAAAACGAAAAGUGAAACAUGUUCCGCAAUUAGUCGCUUCUGUUUCACUCUUCAACAGGACUCCAGAGUUAUUUUCCAUUGGCCAUGUAAACCUGUGGAGUGUGGGACUGACGGAUGGUCGCUCAUCCGUAUACUUGGCAAGCAUAUUAUCAUUGGCGAUAAAAUGUAUGAUUUGAAUAACGAUGGAGGGGAACAGCCUUUGCGCUGGAGGACGCUGACGGUAUCAAGUAAUUACUUUUUGGAAUGGAAGAUCUAUCCCGUCAUCCGCGAUAGCCUGAGAGCGCCAGAUCCAAACCUAACAACACCUCAAGUGAACGUGAUGGGCAUCGUGGGGACCGUUUCAGGAAGUUUGGGUUUUGUAUUGAUCGUCAUCAUAAUAAUUGUUCUGUUACGUAACAGGAAGCAACAGCCGAGUCCAGAAGCAGCCAAUAAUGCAGACCAAGAAGAAGAUGACUAUGAUGACGUGAACAACGUGAAUUAUCACAUCUAUGACGGCAUAGAGAAUGUUGUAGAAAAUAUAUACGAUAACCCUGACUAUUCGAUGUAUUGUUAAAUGGAUGAUGAUAAUGACACAGCUACAUUUCCUAAAGAUAACCAAGCACUGGGAAAAUGUCAGGAUUUUUUUUUUUUUUUUUGCCGUACAACUGGACAACAUAAACUGCCCUUACUUCAAGUUUACGGCUUCACUUAAGCUGCUCCACCAAGUUCAACU